AGAGAGACAGAGAGAGAGAGAGAGAGAGAGAGAGAGAGAGAGAGAGAGAGCACAUGUUAAUCAAAUUAAGAACAGAAGCGGAGAUUUAAGCCAAUGCACCACACGUUAGCAAACACUCACUAAUGUCCUCCAACCAACCUGUUGUCUUUUAAGAAGCCCUGGAGGCUCCAUAUUGAUUGUCAUGGUUACGUCUUCGGUAAAAGCAGAUUAAUUACACCAUGGAUGUGCAAUGUCACAAAACACGUUCAGGAAAAAUAAACCAUCCCUCACACACAGGAAAUACAGGAAAUACUAACACAAAAAUAUGCAUAUGUGUUUAUGCAUUUAAAAUUAUUUUGUAUGAUCUCUCCCCAUGCAUGGUGUGUCAGGCGGUGGUCCCCUGUCUAUCAAACAGGAUACAUGAAUGGGCGCAUUCGUCACAGAUUACGGAAAGGGACGGUGGGUGAGUGGGUGGUACAGAUGCUUUGGGGAAAACUGAGUGUUGGUGGGGGCAUGUUAAUCUGUUGCACAGGACAAGCUAUCACAUCCAGGUUUGAGCUCCUGCAAUAGCUCCUCUGAGCUCCUCCUCAUAACCACAUGUUGCUACGCUGAUUGACUGCAUUAGCGCUGUGCCAGCUGCUACAGCUGUGGCUAUCUCUCUCUUUCUCUCUCUCUCUCUCUCUCUCUCCCCCUUUCUGCCUCCCUGAAUCUUCACUCUUCUCAGUUGUUGUGGCCAUCUCUGAGAGGCAGGGAGCUUGAAUUCAGAGUUGCAGCCACCUGUGACAGCAGACGUAUCUCUACGCCACUCAAACAGACAUCAUUACCCAAAAGAGUGGAGCGACAAUUCUUAUUGUGGCUUUAUGUGAUUCAUGCAAAUAUAUAGGGAGAUCUGUAGCAGAUGCCAACGUGAGGGCACAUCACAUUGAACUUUCAUUAUGCCGGGUCUGAUCAACAAGAGCAAGAGGAGCGCUCUGCCUCUCAGUGUCUCUGACAUCACUUCCUGUGUCAGAGGUUACACCCUGGCAAUGACAGCCUCCCUGACUUACGAAAACAUUGAGGAUCACCCAAUUGAGGGAGUCUUUAUAUACCCACUUGAAGAGUGCUGCGUGGUGGUUGGGUUCGAAGCAAUGAUUGGCAGCCAGAUAAUAACCGUGCAGGUCAAAGACAAAACAAAAAUCGAUGACUGUUACUUUGAUUGCUGUCACGCCGAUGAAUUUCCGCAGAGUGGAGGUGGUCAUAUAGUUUUGGAUGAGGAUCAGGAGAGGACGGUACUGGUGGUCAAUCUGGGGGUUGUUCCACCUUUGGAGACCAUAAAUAUACAGGUCAGCACCUCGUCUGAACUGUGUACACUUCCUAAUGGUGGGAUUCUGGUAACAUCACCGCCCGCAUGUUCCCCACGGGUCCAACGGUCCGUCAAAGAAGAUCCAACAUUUUCCCCCAGCACUGCAAGAAGGAGGGAUAAACAUCAUUGUGCAGUUGGAAAUCAUGAACAGACGACCUCGGGUGUGUUCCUGUCUGCUCUGUUGCAAGAGGAGACCAUCAACUCCAUCGACUAUGCGUUUAACUUCCAGCUGGAGAUCAGAGGACCGUAUCUACUGGCAGGUGUGGAGAGUCCCUCCCAUGCCAUCCGGGCUGAUGCCGACCCAUCGGCUCGCUCAGCAACCAGCAUCAUGGUCACGCUAGCGGACAAAUACACUUACGACUGCCCCGUGGAGAUACUGAUCUACCCUAGUGAACCUCAUCUACCACACGUUCUCAUCGAGGAUGGAGACAUGACACCGGAGGAAUACGACGAACAUCUGAAAGGAAGGAGCGACUACAUCAAAGCCACGAAGAAGGACUGCAGUAAUGAGAAAAUAGUAGACAUAAUUCGGAAAAGACUCCAUAAGGACAUACUUCACAACCCUGUGGUUAUGCUAAACUUCUGCCCGGACCUUCGCUCUACGACCUCCGACCUGCGGAGCAUCCAGGGGGAGUUCAUCUUUCUCAUUGAUCGCAGUGGCAGCAUGAGCGGGGUCAACAUCAAGCGGGUGAAGGAUGCAAUGGUCGUGAUUUUGAAAAGUCUUUUCCCAGCAUGCUUAUUCAAUAUAGUAGGCUUUGGGUCCAAGUUCAAAACUCUGUUUGCCACCAGUCAAAGCUACGAUGAGGUGACUUUAGCUUUGGCUUGCGAGUAUGUGAAGAAGAUUCGGGCUGACAUGGGCGGCACAAACCUACUGGCUCCACUCAACUGGAUCCUUCGGCAGCCCAUGCAGAAGGGUCAUCCUCGCCUGCUGUUCCUGCUGACGGAUGGUGCCGUCGGUAACACGGGAAAGGUCAUCGAGUUGCUUCGUAGCCAUGCACGAUUCACCAGGUGUUACACAUUUGGUAUCGGGCAGAGCGCCUGCAGAAGGCUGGUGUUAGGACUGUCCACUGUUUCCAGAGGAACCGCUGAGUUCCUGGCAGAAGGGGAAAGACUGCAGCCCAAGAUGAUUAAGUCUUUGAAGAAGUCUAUGACAUCAGUAUUGACUGACAUCUCUAUUGAGUGGCUGUAUCCAGAGACAAAGGAGAUCUUGCUUUCUCCAGUGGGAGCGACCUGUCUGUUCCCUGGUGACCGGUUGAUCGGAUACAGCGUGGUCUGUGAUACUUCCAGACAUCACUCCAACCCUAAAUCAGACAAGCGAAGGCGAUACAGCAUGAUGCGCUCCAACGAGUCGGCCAGUUCUGUCUUCUACCAUUCUCAGGAGGAUGACGGCGGGAAGGUUUCAUCUGAUAAAGACAAUCAGGUCGCCUCACUGUUUGAUGCUUGCCAGGAUAUCAUGUCUGAGAGCAGCCCUGUCACCACCGAGCAAGAUGCUGUGGGAAGUGACACGGCCACCUCACCGAGAAGACGUGCGUACAGCACCAAUCAGAUUAUAGAUUACAACCCUACAAAGAAGGUCUUUACUCCAAGUGACCCCAGCUCGGUGGUUGGGAAGAAUCCUCUUAGAAGAGCAAAGGUUCAGGAGCUCACUGGUCAGGCCGAUCACGGGUCUCAGUGGAAAAUAGACUACCAGCCUCAGUUGGCCAGCCUUUGUGCGACGUCUUCAAGAGCCCGACCUAUGCCUGGUCACAAACCUCCACAGCAAGAGGGGCUCCCGGGAGAAUCAAAGGUAGAUCAGACCCCACCCGGCCCCUCAGCACAGGGUCCUGCUGUGGAGAAUGGCUCCAGAUCUUCGACAGACAGUCCAUCUCUAGGCAGCACUGGUGAUGCAGAUGGUUACACGCAUCAGCUUUGCGAAGUCGAAACGCCCCAAGAUCCUCAUGCUCCAGAAUUUCGGGCUGCUCGAGGGAAGGGAGAUUGCAAAGCGGUUGUAUCGGGACUGCUGUGUGGAAAACCUGUGAGAUGGGAGGUGUCCUUUGACAUUCAGCCUUACCUCAAAGGCCGAGAACGAGAGGAGAAGGUUCACGAAGAACUGUGGAACGAAACCUUUCAUCAUCUGGCAGCGCGUUCGAUUAUUCAAGACUUUGAACACAUGGCAGAUAAAGAAUGCGAGAUUGAGCAUGGUUCUGGGAGGAGGUACCAGCUUUAUGCCAUCCACACUAGCAAAGCCUGCAACAUCUUGAGCAAAUACACAGCGUUUGUACCCAUCGAACUGGACAGCAAUGAAUAUUUACCCACUGGUGUUGAGUACAGCCGUCCUGGGGAGGAUCAUAAACGCAGUUCGCACUGCAGUUCUCGCUGUGGCAGCAGGAAGUACCUCGGUUACUCUGUGGGUCUGGGUCGAUCACAGUCCGGCGGUUUACCCGAGCAAAAUGAUGUAGCAUUACCCAGCAGUUUGGAGGACGGAUCUCAUUCCUCUCGCAAAACAUCCUCAUCCUCCAGUGGGGACCGAUGUAGCGUCACCGAAGGCUCUCAGCGGACACCAUCGGUGACCUCUGACUCCUCGCAGAGAUCCACUGAGAGUCUUUUCUCAGCCAGCAAGCUGAGUUUGACCCGGGCGCGUCUCCUGUCGAAAGCCGCCAGGGGCUUCAUGAGUCGAUCGCAAAUCAAAACCAGCAACUCGAUGGGAGACAGCGAGAAUGACAACAAUGACUACAUCCCUCUGGUGUCGUUGCAGCUGUCUUGUGGGGCAUUCAUGCUGGAUGACGCCUUGUGUGAAGCCAUCAACGUGCCCAUGGACAAGCUCAAGUGGACGUCUCCAUUCACCAGCCACAGAAUCAGCCUUACCCACCCCUCUCACUCCGGCUCACGACGAUCCGAGAGCCUGGAGGUCCACCACGGCUCCUCUCCUCCACCAAAAGACUCGGACUUGAUUUCCGAAUACGAGGAGCCUCUAUCUUGCACGUCUUCAUCCUCCUUCCAGUCCCCGCUGAUGGGCGGUUUCUCUUCGAUGUCAACCAUGGCCUCGACGUCGCCUAUCAACUAUUUGUACGACAGUGGACGAGGGUCUGAGUCUGAAACUCUGGUGGCGCCCCUGCCAGGUUCCCCGGGGAGCCUGCAAAAGAGCAUGGUUGACACAGAAGGGAUGGUGUGGGCCACUGCUGUAGCUCUGGCCUGGCUGGAGCACAGCUCGGCGAGUUACUUCAUCGAGUGGGAGCUGAUCGCCGCUAAGGCCAGCAUGUGGUUGAAUGAACAGAUCGUCCCCGAGGGCCGAGACCUGGCGUCUGUUAAAGCGUCAGCCAAUCAGUUGUUCAUUAUUCUCAGACACUGGGACGAGAACCUGCAACUCAACAUGCUGUGUUACAACCCAAACAGCAUGUGAGCUCAGGGUAGGGACUCGACUUUAAACUAUGCUAAAAGAGUUUUAUUUUUAUUUACUUACGUUUAUCUCGUUUUAGUUUUUAUGAAUAGAGAAUGUACCAGUAUUUCAUGUCAUCUACCCUACAGCGAGAAGUAUGCAAAUGCAGAAACAAACGCUUUGCCAGCACAUUGCAAGCAUGCUGUUGAAUAAUCUUUAUAAACAGUACAGUGCAAAAGUCUUAUUCUGUGUACACACCAAACGCGAAGCAUCGCGUUCCUUGCUCUAGAUUACUCGCGGGAUUUACCUUCGUGUCAUGCAAUUUUUUUCAUGCAAAUAUUUUCAACUUGCGCAAAGACACGUUUGAAGUGUACAGCACGAUUUUGUGACAAUUGUGCCACCUGAAUUGCAACAACUCGAGGUCACAUCUAUUCGCGUCUCUUCGUGUCUUUUCAUGUCUGUUUGUGCUUUUGCAUUGACUUUAUAUGUGCAAAUCGUUGAAUUCGCGUUUGGUUUGUAUGCCCCAUUAGGCCACCAUUACAGUCGAUUUUGCAAUGCUAUAAUGACCAUAUAUAAUUAUUAGUCUCUUUAUUAGAAUAAAACUGGAAAAUUAAGGAAAUUUGUAUGUAGUUUUACAAAACGAUUACAAAAAAAUUCUAAGCUAAAAUGUUGAGUCUCCUUAAAAGAGUUCAAGAAGUGUUUAAUGCCAAGAAAGGUCAACACUAAAUACUGACCUUAACCGGAAGAAGCCAUUUUGUUUUAAAAUGUGUUUUUUCGUAUUUACUGUAUGUGUACAUAAUCUGUAUUUUCUGUUUAUAUCUUAAUAAAGAGAGCAAAAAAUAAAUAUGGAUGCUCAUUUAAACUUUGCCGAAACAACAUGGUGGUGGCCUAAGACUUUCGCACAUGUUCUUGCAUUAGUGGCGGUAACAUGCCUCAGUCUUCAAUGUUGGCGUUCGAGUAACAUGUAAAUGCCUGUGCCAUGAAUUAUCGCUGUUAUGUUCAAAUAAAAUGUACACAAAUAGUAUAAAUAGGUGCUACAGCGCCUCUUGUGGCAAUGCUGAGACUGCAACGCAUAUUUGUAUUUAAACACAUUUUAAGAACGCAACUAUGUGUGAAAUUAAACUUGCGUCGCCAGAAGCAUUUAUGUGUUCAAAUUUUGACCCAGAACAACAUAAAAAAUUGCAUGUCUUUGCAAUUUGAAUCUCUUAAAUGCAAUGAUUGUUCAUAUUUCUAAUCCGUCUCUAAAUAUGUUUUGUGCAUAUCUUUUAAGAAACUGUCUUGUUGCUGCUUUAAAAGGUUUUGUACCAAAAAAAGACAUGAAUUGUACGAAGUAAAGCCUUAUAGUAAGUAUUGUGUUUUUAGCUGAAGAUGUGGUUUACUGCUUUACAGUAUGUGGCAUUUGGCACCUCAGGCUUUUUGUAGCCAUCAAAAAUUGCAGUUACUUGCUGCGUUUCCAUUAUCCUUCAAAUUGCGCAAAUUGACAUUACGAAUUGAAAAUACGGCAACACGUCAAUUCUGCAAAAACUUCCAUACUUUGCAAAAACGUUUUCACGCUCGCACGAGUUGCUUUUUCAGGCAAUCCAGAAAAGGUGUAUUUCGCUAAAAUGGAAAAUUGCAAUUUCCCGUCACCUGAUGUAUGUAAUUCACAUAAUCAUUAUUUGAAGAUGACACAGUACUGUAUGUACCAAAACCUCCAAAAAACACAUCAUACGUGUCUGCUCCCAAGUAUAUAAAAGGUUUUCUGUGGCAUUAAAGGACUUUGUGAUAUUAUGCACUGCCCGAAAAU
Molecule: messenger RNA, 6462 nt
Organism: Misgurnus anguillicaudatus (oriental weatherfish)
Lineage: Eukaryota; Metazoa; Chordata; Actinopteri; Cypriniformes; Cobitidae
Source: RefSeq, a predicted model, not a curated record